UUCAAAAUUUUUGUUCAAAUAUGAAAACUAGACGGGCUUAGUUAUUUUUUUUACGAUAACUGGUAACAGAGACCUGGCUUUAGCUUUGGUAGACGUUUGCUACCACUCAGAUAAAACCCUCUACGUUAGCGUUAGCUGGCGUAGCUAACAUUAGCUAAUGCUCAACAAGAUGGCCAGGAGUGUCUGGAGUUUUAGCGUGCUGCUGGUCGUGUAACGGUGCUUAUAAUGCCUGGUUUUUACAGAGAUGAGCGGUGAGAACGUGAAGUUGUUUGUAGGGAACCUUCCUAUAGAUGCUACGCACGAAGAACUGAACAAGCUCUUUGGUCCAUAUGGAGAGAUCAACACCUGCUCGUUGCUGAGACAGUAUGCUUUCGUUACCCUGAAGGGAGAGGGGGCAGCAGACAGGGCGAUACGACAUCUUGAUGGCAAAGAGUACCGAGGCAGACCCCUGGUAGUCGAAGAGUCACGAGCACGCCCACCCAACUCCACUAAAGUGUUUGUGGGGAACCUCAGCGCUACAUGUUCAGCAGAUGACUUGCAUGGGCUGUUCUCAACCUUCGGAAGAGUUUUAGACUGUGAUAAAGUCAAAGCAAGGUUAUGCUCAAAUGUCGGCUAUGCAUUCGUGCAUAUGGAGAGGAAGGAGGAAGCCUUGGCGGCUAUUGAGGCACUCAAUGGGACCAUGUUCAAGGGGCGUCAGUUGGCUGUAGAGCUGUCCAAAGCCCAACCUCUGAUAAACCAGAUUAUGACAGCUGGAAAUUCAGCUAACCCCACAGCAGGUGGCAGAGAGGGUCUUCUUCCACGACCGCCUCCGUCACUAGAGCAUCAUCAGAGUCAAGCAGCUGUGCUUGCUGCAGCUGCAGCUGCUGCAGCUGGAUUACCCAUACAAGUUCAACAAAGUGUCCAUAACUCUUUCUACAACACCACAUCCUUUGACCCCACCUACGCUGCUCUGAAAGGGAUCACCAGUUCUAAAGGUGCAGAUGGAGUCAUAUAUGGAGCUCUUGCCAGCCAAGUGUAUGGAUCUGUAGCUGACCAGGUGUUUCAUGAGCUGGCAAAUCACAAUUCUGCAGCGGCCGCAGUUGAGGAAGAGGUGGAGCCCCAGACUGUACCAGAUCCAACAACACUUUUCGAAGCAGCGAGAGCCAAGUUCUUUCAGGAGGGACAGAAGGUUCUGGCAGAGCAGCAGGCAGGGAGAAAGGCAGCACCUUCAGAUAAUGAGCGGGACCGCAGCCCAAUACGAGGAAAUCGAGCUCCUCUCCUCCCUGACCCUGUUCCGGGUUCAUUUGCUCAGAUACGCCCCAAACGACGUGCCCUGCUUCCAACACCACCUGGAGCACCUGAAGACCCCGUCGCUGCCACCACCACCACAACUCCUGAAGGAGCGGAUCCUGUUGCGAGGUCAUAUACAGAAUACUACCAACAAAUGCAUCAGUACCAACAGUAUCAACAGUACCAGCAACAGUACCAGUACCUCCAGUAUGCCUACACCAAUCCUCCACCACCACCUCCGCCUCCACCGGCAACCACACAGGCACCUGCUUCCACCACAACCCCUGCACCACCAGGGACAUAUACAGCACUCCCGACAUAUGCCGCAUCGGAUUCCUAUGCAGCACCAGGAACGUACGACACUUCGGGAAGUUAUGACGCCUCAUCGGGGAGCUACGACGCUUCAUCCGGGAGCUACGAUGCCUCGUCUGGAAGCUACGACGCCUCAGCGGGCUAUGACACAUCUGGAGGCUACGGGGCACCGGGAGCAUAUGAUUCAUCGGGAGCUUACGGAGCGGGAAGCUACUCCACCUCCACACCGUAUGAGCAGACACCCGCACACGGGCAACCCAUGCCCCCGCGCCACGAUUACCCUUACCACACGCCAGAACCCCCUUAUCGAUAGUCCCACCCCCCUUCCACACGCUCCUUUACACAUGGCAGAUGUGUGAUUGUGUGUGUGCGCGUGUAUGUGUUUGUGUGUGUGUACGUCAGCGAGCAUACAUAAGGGACAGUUUAAAGGCGAAAAACAAGAGAGUGGGCAAGGUUGUGAUUCUCCCCUGUUUCUCCAUCUUGACCAACUAGUCUCUCAAUGGAUGAUUACUCAGUUAAGUGGAUGAUUAUGAGCUAGCAAGGUCUCUGGAGUAGUGGAGAUGAGGGAGGCAGCUGAUACUGGAGUGCUGUUAAGCAUUAAUAGUUCCUGUUAGAUGUGAUAUAGAGGCACAGCUGGUUCCUUGUUGAAUGUUAAAGCUUAAAUUUUGCCUCAAACAAGGUUGGACUCAGAAGGUGGGUUUUUGUCACUUCAGAAGAGCUUUCUGUUCGGUGUCAGGCGAAGCCAUUUUAUGUACUCUACAUAAAAGAUUGUUGCUGCAUGAAAUGUGCAGUCUGGCAACUCAUCGUAUAUUGCAGACAAAAAUACAAAGUACAGAUAAGUAAAUUAUAAACCGGUUUUAUCCAUGGAAACAUAUCCUGUCCAACUGGGACUGUAUGGCUUUGUUAUUGUUUUUAUAAAACACUAAUUUCUCUACAGGCCCAUGAUGUUCAUUCAUGACGGCCAACUUUGGGUUGGCUGCAAUUUAAUGUGCUGUUGAGCUGUAUUGCUUUAUACUAAUUGUUUCUAUAAUUUUGUCCCCUUUUGUAUAUCUGUCAGGGUGUUGAAGAAACAUCUCUUUGUAUAAUGUUGUUCAGUUAGACAGCACCUCAAACUGCAGUCUGCUAUGAAGAACACAAAGUUGACUCAGCACAUCUCCAACAAUAACAAAGUACAAACAGUUGUGCUUGCAUAUUUGUUGUGGCUUUUGUAGAGUAUGUAACGAGGCUUAGUCUGAAGUCAUUUGUAGCGAUGCUUUCGUAACAAUAAACCUGUUUUGAUCAGA
Maylandia zebra (zebra mbuna) is the source of this 2864-nucleotide messenger RNA. RefSeq names its product RNA binding motif protein 14a (gene rbm14a). Gene Ontology annotation, cellular component: nucleus. The record is from RefSeq and is a predicted model, not a curated record. Gene Ontology annotation, molecular function: mRNA binding. Lineage: Eukaryota; Metazoa; Chordata; Actinopteri; Cichliformes; Cichlidae.